Messenger RNA from Melampsora larici-populina 98AG31, 189 nucleotides. RefSeq lists its product as uncharacterized. The record is from RefSeq and is a predicted model, not a curated record. The transcript has 2 exons. Bases 1 to 189 code for a protein of 62 amino acids. NCBI's taxonomy places the organism in Eukaryota, Fungi, Basidiomycota, Pucciniomycetes, Pucciniales, Melampsoraceae.
AUGAACUCUUCAAAGCUCAAAUCCAAUGCUUGGCAAGAUUCUUCUGAACCCAACCCAACCUUUUUAGCCUUGAAUGAAGGCUUCCAAAUCCCAUUCGUCGCUAAGAAACUCACGAGAGAUCAAAAUUCACUAGACAACCCGAAUCAUCUUUCCUUCCAUCUUUCUCCUGGCGUCUACAAGGCAACUUGA